This is a messenger RNA of Maylandia zebra (zebra mbuna), 3045 nucleotides long. RefSeq lists its product as uncharacterized. Gene Ontology annotation, molecular function: double-stranded RNA binding; eukaryotic translation initiation factor 2alpha kinase activity; ATP binding. NCBI's taxonomy places the organism in Eukaryota, Metazoa, Chordata, Actinopteri, Cichliformes, Cichlidae. Gene Ontology annotation, cellular component: nucleus; cytoplasm. The record is from RefSeq and is a predicted model, not a curated record. Gene Ontology annotation, biological process: eiF2alpha phosphorylation in response to endoplasmic reticulum stress.
ACUGACAUGGAAAGGAAAAACGGAAACCAUGUUUUAUUUUGAGAUUUGUACUUUGCUCUCUAUUUUUAUGAAUUUUGUGUAAAUAUUCCGACUCCCGACAAACUUAGGAUGGAAAACUACAUAGCUAAGUUAAACGAGUAUGCACAGAAACAGCGGCUGGCGCUCCAGUUUGUGGAGGUUGGAGCUGCUGGCCCUGACCACAUUAAAACAUUUACUAUCAGAGUUGUUCUGAAUGGUAAAGCCUAUCCUGACGCUGUUGGAAAGAACAAGAAGGAAGCCAAGCAGAACGCUGCUAAAAAUGCAUUGGCAGGCUUGUUGGAGGAAUCAGCUGAUACUGUAAGAUCAUUGCACCAUUGUAUUCACUCACUGUAUGUGUGGACAUUUGUUUUAAUCUGCUGUGUGUUUGUUGGUUACAAACAGACAGAAAAUGCUGCAGAAGUUUCUAAUACAUCAGUUCAUCAGAGAAGUGGCAGUAACAUCAAGUACACCUGCUGGCUUAAUGAGUAUGGUCAAAGGAACAGGGUGAUUGUAAGGCCCGUGGAGGCUGCCAGACCUGGACCAGAUGAUGAAAAUCAAUGGUGUAACUUUUUUGUUGGUGACAAGGAGUACCCGGCAGCUUCCGGGAAAACAAGAAGGGAAGCCAAGGAGGAAGCAGCCAAGCUUGUAUAUCACGAUAUAUGUGGCACUUUAGAGACUGGAGAUGAGAAAGACAUUUUCACAUCAAGUCAGCAAAAGGAGGAAACAAAACAAAAUGUUGCAGAUGUCUGCCUUCAGAUAAAGAGUUUGGCUGUGAAACCUGAAGAUAAAAGGUUUACAGAGGUAAAUUUCAUAGGUCUUGUCAACCACUACUGUCAGAAAACAUCCCGCUCCCACACGUUUAUUGAAGAGGAUAUAUGUGGACCGCCUCAUAAUCGACAAUUUUCCUACAAAUUAGUCAUAGAUGGCAAGGAAUACCCUGUUGGUGAGGGUAACAGCAUCAAGGAAGCCAAACAAAAUGCAGCUCGAUUAGCCUGGUCUGCUCUUCAGGAACAGUCAGACUGGGACAGCAAGAUAACUAUCAAGUCAGCUGUGUCAGAUGAUAGAGCACCGUCCAAACUGUCCACACCACCAAGCACACUGGACUCUGGUUGUCCAAAAUCAAGUAGCAGUACAACAACUACAAAUGACUCAGUUGUUUUCUCCCAGUCAUCUAACGCUUCCAAGGAGCAGAUCAUCGAUCUAAAACACGGUGGUUCUUCAAGUCACAAAGGAGUAGAAAUAAAUCAGAAUCAUGACGACAACUGUUCUAAGACAAAGAGCUUGAUGGUAAAGAAAGAAGCUGAAAUCUUUACAGAAGAGAAUUUCAUAGGACUCAUCAAUCUCUACUGUCAGAAAACAAAGCAUUGCCAUGAUUACGUCCUAGUGAGCAAAUGCGGUCCACCACAUAAUCCUCAAUUCUUCUACAAAGUAGUCAUUGACAACAAGGAAUAUCCUGUGGGUGAGGGUAAGACUAUCAAAGAGGCCAAACAAAAUGCUGCUCGGCAGGCGUGGUCUGCUCUUCAGGAACAAUCAAAUUGGGAUAGUAAGCUGGUUUCUUGGUCAGCUGUGUCAGAUGAUGUUACACCAGUCCAGCUGUCCAGCCCAGCGAGCACACUGAUCCCACAUGAUGCAAAAUCAGAAAGAAUACCAAUGACUUCAAGUGACCCAGUUGUUUCCCCAAAGGUUCAGAGACCUUCCAAGGAACAGGAUCAAAAUCCUGAUUUAAAACCAAAAAUAAGAAUUGCAGCAAAUUUCGGUAAUGUUUCCAGACACAAAAAAAAGGAUUUGCACAACUCUGAUCUCAAAGAAAAGAGUAAAGAAAGAGGUUCCACCGAGAAAACAUCAAGUCAAGUAGUACAAUCGAGGUUUACACUGGAAUUCGACUCUAUAGAGCGCCUUGGUAAAGGAGCCUUUGGUCGUGUUUAUAAGGCAAAACAUAAACUGCUGAAUAAAUAUUAUGCUAUUAAAAUUGUUCGCUGCAAAGAAAAGUCUCUAAGGGAGGUGGUGGCAUUAUCAGACCUCCAUCACACCAACAUUGUUCGAUACUACACCUGUUGGAUUCAGGAUUUAGAAUACCAAAUGGACAGUACAGGCGACACCUACAGUACUUCGCAGUCUGCUAGUGAUUCAUCUGAAAAGUGCCUCUAUAUUCAGAUGGAGCUGUGUGAUACUAAAACACUUAGAGUGUGGAUAGACGAGAAGAAUACUCAGAAUGUGAAGAAAUCUCUGCGAGACUCAAGGAGAAAGGAAGAGAGCCUAAUCAUUGCUCAGCAAAUAGCCAGUGGAGUCGAGUACAUUCACUCAAAGAUGCUCAUCCACAGAGACCUGAAGCCUGCCAACAUCAUGUUUGGACGGGAUGGAGAAGUGAAGAUUGGAGACUUUGGCCUGGUCACUGCUGAGAUUGACAAUGAUGCUGAGAAUCUACUGGAAAGAAGUGCUUACAAAGGAACACCAUCUUAUAUGGCUCCCGAGCAGAAAAGCAAGAGCCAUUACGACCGAAAAGUAGACAUAUUUGCUUUGGGGUUGAUAUAUUUUGAACUUCUUUGGAAUCUCCCUGUUGGCCCUGAAAGAAAAGCGGUUUGGGACAAUGCCCGAAGCCAGAAACUUCCUCAAGGGUUUUUGAAUAAUUUUCCACAAGAGCAUCAAAUCAUAAAGGCAAUGCUGUGUGCGAAGCCAGAAAACCGUCCGGAAGCAAGUAAACUAAAGGAGGAGCUGAAAGAGUACUCUGAUGCACUUUUAAUGCAAAAACAAAUGCUUCGAAAUAGUAACACAGUUUGACAGUUAUAAGGACUUUAAUGAACAGUCUAAAAAAGAACACUCAGUUUAGUCAUUUCAUGCAUGACUGUAUUCAAUACACAUCAUGUCAUGCAGUGCAUGUGUGGAUGUUUUGAAUGCUUUCUUUUCAUGGUCUGAUGCAUCAUCAGAUAUAGUUGUAUUUAUGGAGUGCUUGGUUUAAAGAAAGGCUGAUGAAGUGAUUCAUGUUAUAAUAUAUGAAUGAAAUACAAAUUAAAUUUGUGUCAUUAUUCA